AUGGACAGAGAAGGCCAAGAUGAGGCCAAAAAUAUCUGUAGUACUCUUCCAAGUCCUUGGCAACUUGAUCCUCUGAUACUGGUCUGCCUAUCCAAGACCAGGGAUCUUGUCCAAAUGUCAUCAACAGGUUUGGCUAGUGAAUCGUCGAGAACCUCCCAGCUGUCUAGCGAAGGUGACGAUACCUCAAACUGGCUGUCUGGUAUUGAAUCGCCGCUGUCACUUGCGGUCUCAAUUUCGACAGCAUUCAGCUCAAGUUGCUCUGCCAUAUUGGAUGAUUCAGCAAGGCUAUGCAGGGCCUCCAUGUUGUCGAAGUCAGGCUCAACACUGAAUGACGAGACACCUGGUGCUUUGCCCUUACGAUCCGACUUCACUAGGUUCACAGAUGGACAAUUUCGGGCAAUAUGCCCAGUCUCUUCACAGACAUAA
Molecule: messenger RNA, 426 nt
Organism: Somion occarium
Lineage: Eukaryota; Fungi; Basidiomycota; Agaricomycetes; Polyporales; Cerrenaceae
Source: the annotation of a GenBank genome assembly